AUGAAUCAAAUUCAUUUGGAGCUCAAAAAGAGGCAAGGAGGCGAGUUACAAGCAUCUUACCUUUCAAAUGCAAUCCAUAAUAAUACUAAUAAAGUUUUUGCUACUCCUAUUGAUGCUGUUGGUUUGAGCAUAGGCAAAUAUGAUGACGACUUUGAAGAGUAUGGAAGUGAUUUUGACAAUGACACGGCUUCUGAAGCUUCUGAAGAUGUAAAUAUUGACAAAGAACACGACAAAACUUCUUUAUCUAGUCCAUUAGAUACUAAUUUGAUUCUUUCAUUUCAAGAAUCAAGUCUUGUCUACAAGGAGCCUGCUAGAGAUAGCACUAUUAAAAAUUCCCUUGAACCGACACUACCUUUCGGUACAUUAGAGGUAGUUUCAACUAUUAAAGUAAACAAUAUUGAAAGUUCAACAUUUGUAAUAAACGAUAAGGAUCCUGAAGCAAUGAUAAAUUUUUCAUUUUGUUCCGACUCUCGAUCUUCUGGUCAAACUUUUAAAAGAAUCAAACAACGCGCAAAAAUCCUUUUGAGAUUAAUUGAACUUGACUUUUCCGGACCAGGUACCGUCUUCGAUCUUCCACCAAUGGAUGAAUAUGCUACUUACAUGCUAAAGUUUGGCCGUGAAAAUCGGGCUCAGAUACAAGUACAGACAAAUGACGAUGCUCUUGAGCAAGAGGUCCAGACAGAACCUAUAAAAAUGUCCGAAUAUGGCAUGUGGACUCAGCAUCCAGCAAUUGAAGAUGGUGAAGCGUGUGGGCAGUCUAUGGAUACUCAACAGCAUGACAUUACAGAUGAUACAGUUGAAAUGGGAUCUAUACUUGAUAUUCUUAAUGACUUUAUUCCUUCCUCGAAUUUGAAAUGUUUAGUUAGAAAUAAAGAACGUAAUACAGAACUUUCGAUGAAAUCUUUACUCAAAAGAAGUAACCUAAGAGCCAAUCUUGAAACUAUGCUUUUUAUCCUCGAAGAAGAUGACGGGCCCUUAAUUCCUUAUCAAGCAACCUCUAAUUAUGGUGAUAAUCAGCACGGAUGUUCUCAAGCGGCUCUGGCUCAUUUCACUUUAGGAUAUACACAUAUAUUCUCAAACUCGAAAAAUAUUUCUGUCCAGACGGAAUUAGAGGAUUAUUUGUGUGUAGGAUGCCAAUUUGCUCCGAAUAACGGGAACAUAUUACUCACUAUGCAUAAGGCAAGUUUUUUACCUCCUAGAUACCACAUAGUUAAUGAUUAUUUAUACUCUUAUCUAAAACACUAG
This is a messenger RNA of Protopolystoma xenopodis, 1245 nucleotides long. The record is from the annotation of a GenBank genome assembly. NCBI's taxonomy places the organism in Eukaryota, Metazoa, Platyhelminthes, Monogenea, Polystomatidea, Polystomatidae.